AUGGAGUCAGUUCAUGCCCUUCCAUCCUUCCCUACCUCCCCCCGAGGGACAAACGUGGUCAAAGGUCAAGGAAAUUCUGAUUUCUCAGCACCAAACGGCAAGGACAGGCAACACAAACCAAACAUCUCACCUUCCAGCUUCAACGUGGGCAAACCUGCGGUCCCUCCCUCUGAGAGUCGCAAGUAUUCUAAAUGGGCAAAGGUGAGGCGGCCUGGGGAGCGGCACAAGGUGAAGGGUAAGAGCGGGGAGAGCGGAGAGGCCCGGGUCACUGGCUGUCGUUAG
Molecule: messenger RNA, 282 nt
Organism: Knipowitschia caucasica
Lineage: Eukaryota; Metazoa; Chordata; Actinopteri; Gobiiformes; Gobiidae
Source: the annotation of a GenBank genome assembly